Messenger RNA from Diabrotica virgifera virgifera (western corn rootworm), 7174 nucleotides. RefSeq names its product ran-specific GTPase-activating protein-like. The coding region runs from base 163 to 843 and encodes 226 amino acids. Lineage: Eukaryota; Metazoa; Arthropoda; Insecta; Coleoptera; Chrysomelidae. Gene Ontology annotation, molecular function: GTPase activator activity. The transcript is spliced from 4 exons. Gene Ontology annotation, cellular component: nuclear pore; cytoplasm. Gene Ontology annotation, biological process: nucleocytoplasmic transport. The record is from RefSeq and is a predicted model, not a curated record.
GUUACCAAGCAAUGUUGGUCACUUGGCCAAUAUGUCAUUGUCAUUUGUAAAUUUGAUUUUGUCAAAGUCAAUGUUCUAAAUCAAAGAAAUUCGUUAUUGUAAUUAGAAAUUAAAUUAAAAUUAAUCUAUAUCUUUUCAGACAGUCAUUGUAAAAGCAGCAAAAUGAGUGAAAUCCAAUCUUUGGAUAAAAGCUUAGAAACUGAACGAAAAGAAAGCGAAAGCAGUGAUACAGAGUAUGAUCCUCAAUUUAAACCAAUAAUUUCGUUACCAGAAGUUGAGGUAUCUACAAAUGAAGAGAACGAAAGUGAAUUAUUAAAAAUAAGAGCUAAACUAUACCGCUAUGAUUCUUCGGAGCCCUCUUCGGCUGAAUGGAAGGAAAGAGGUACUGGAGAAUUAAAGCUUUUAAGACACAAUGAAACUCAUUCAGUAAGAGUAGUAAUGAGGCGAGAUAAGACAUUGAAAGUUUGUGCUAAUCAUUUCAUUACUCCAUGGAUGGAGCUAAAACCCAGCAAGGGUAGUGAUAAAGCUUUUGUUUAUACUGUUAUGGUGGAUUUUGCUGAUGAGAAACCUAAGUCUGAAUGUUUAGCUAUUAAAUUUGGUACAGUAGACAAUGCAAAUCUGUUCAAGGAAAAAUUUGAAGAAGCAAAAAAGAUUGUGUCUACAGAAUGUGAACUAUACAAUGACCAAAACAAUAAAGAAAAUGAAGACGAAUCAGAGGAACACAACUCUUCUUUAGAAAAUAGUGUUGAUGAAAGCAAAAAUGAUGAAUCUGAUGAAAAAGAAUGUGUGGACUUGACUAAAAAGAUUAGUGAAUUGGAUGUAGCGAAAGCAGAUGAGAAGUAAAGUGUAAAAUGUGGGCAUUUUAGAUUAUAUUUAAUACAUUACUUAAUAAUAUCUAUCUAGUUUCUUGAUUCUAAAGUAACUCAUAACAUACUAAGUGCUCUUUUAUCUAUUCAUAGACAUAGCAUAGAUUAUAUUCCUAGUUAGUUUCGUAUGCUCAUGUUUUUUUAUAUUGAAUAUUCAACAAUUAUUAUGGAACUAUUUAAUAAUGUGAUAAAAGUUUUUAAAGUAAAACUAAUAUUGCUCAUAGCAAUUGUUUUAAAGGUAUAAUGUAAUGUAUCUAUAAUAUCUCAGAUUUACAAUUUCAGAUAUUAAAAAUAAAUAAUAGUGGUGUAUGACGCUUUGUAAAAAUUCUUACAUGAGUAACUACUAGAAAUUACAAAAAUAUUUUACUACAGAUUAUGGUAAUUUUUUCUGUAGGCCUUAAGGGCGCUUUACAGCUUGCAAUUCUACCUGCAAGAUGCAAGAAAGUUGCCUAAAGGCAUGCGCAGUAUGUCGUCAGUUGAUUAUUGCAUGCAACUUCUUGCAAUUGCGCGAUAAUCGGUUUGGUGCCAUUUUUUCUGCAAGUUUUCAUGCAAGUCUAGGGGAAUUUGAUUUUUCCACAAUAUCAAAUGUCAUACGACACGGAUUCACGAAUACAUGCCGAUCAGCUGUUUUCUGUUUGUGAAAUAUAUCAACGAUGGAAAUGAAUGAAUAAUGAAAUGGCACUUUCUGAGAUUCUAUAAUUAUUGUAAAUUGUAUAUUAAGCUACGGAAGCUCUCUCUCCUCUAGCUAAGUACCUUAGGAUAAUAAUUAAUUUGUGUUUCGCAGAAAUAGUAUUUCGAAAUAUAGAUUUUUUGUAAUUGUUCAAUUUUUCCCAAGGGUUUAUUAAAAUGUACAUUCAUUCCUAGAAAAUUAGAGUCAUUUUCAUCAUCUACUUGGAUAAAUUCUUCUGUUGGAGAUACAUUAUUACCCCUCUUCUUGUUCAACUAGAUCUUACUCACCAUCUCCGAUCUCGGCGUUCUAAAUUAGUGACUAAAAGGCUGGCUGCAGCAAUAAUAAUACUUAAAGUUGCUGCUACCGCCUUUUUCCUUUUAUAUUUGGUUAUUUCUGAUAGUCUUGGCAUUUCGAAAUUUACCAAGUUAAAUAAACAGCAAUAAAGUAAUUAAAAAAAACAAAAGUUUAUAAGUUAGGUUAAGGGUAAACCUUUCAAAUUGCAUGCAAGCCGGGUUGCAAGCUGUAAAAGACCAUGCAAUAUAGCCACUUUACACCAUGCAACUAAUUGCGCAAUUAAUUGCACAAUUUCUUGCAGCAAUAGAAAUUGCAUCGUGUCAUACGCGAAUUGCACCUAAAAGCUGCAACUUCUUGCAGCAAUUUCUUGCUGCAAGAAGUUGCAGCUAGAUAGAACAUGUCCUAUUUUUCAUGCAAUUUUUUCUGCAAUUUGGGUAUAUUUCUAGUAACUUUUAAGGCUACACUGUUUGUUUUGACAUUCUGUUAUCCUAAAUUUCAAACUAAACAAUUUUUGACAAAACUAGAGGAACUUUUUACCAAUUUCACACUUCACAGAUAACAUUAUUCUGGGGGAUAACUUUAAUUAUGCAACAUAGGGAUUAAAGAAACUAUAUUCUAUUUUUAUUUCUUUUGUAUUUAACAACUUGUUUCCUUUUGUAAAUGAAUAAUGUAUUAUAGGUAUACUUGCAUUAGGUAUUAAUUGAUUUUGUUAUACAUAAUACAUAUUAUACUUUUCUCAAAUUAUAAUCUAAUAUUUUCAAUCUAAUAUAUCUGAUAACUCUACUCAAAAAAUUACAUUUUUAAUUUAUAAAAACAACAUAACCCAAAAUUUAUGGUAUGUCAAAGUUUCUGUCCAUUUCAUGUCAGUUUAUGCAAUUACUUGCACUGUGUAAUCACUUUAUUGCAGAAAGCUAGUUGCAACUUAUUGCAGAAGUUCUUGCUGCAAGAACUUGUGCAAUAAAUUUCGCAAUUACUUGCAUCCUGUAAAGUGGCUAAUAGACUUGCACGAAAGUCUUGUAUGCAAGAAAUUGCAGCAAGUUUUCUUGCAAGCUGUAAAGCGGUCUUUAAAAACGCUAGAGAUAAUUAUGAUUUAUUUAAUUAAAAGGAUAAUAUACAUUAUUUUAUAAAUUUUUAUAGAACCUUUUUGUUAAGCUUCAAAUUCUUUUUACCUUCAAAUUCUUUUUUGGUUGCUUGUUACAAAUCUUUAUAUGUAUUUUCAAACAAUAUUUUCUGUACUCUACAUUUCUCCCUCAUUUGUAGAGGUUUAUAGAAAGCAUCAUUUUUAUUAGUUUUUUUCUAUAUUUAAUGUUUCCAUUUACUCUUUAACAAUCCAUAUUUUCUCUCCACCUUACACCUUCCUUAUCAUCUUUGCUAUUGUCCUUUUCAUGAGCAUUUUUCAGUGUUUAACAAAUGAUAGGAAAAAGGGUAAGUCCGUGAUAAUACACAUUUAUGACAUUUAUUCUAACAUGACCUUUUAGUUAAAUCUGACAGUUGUCACAUUUUAUUUUCAAUUUGGAAUAAAAACAAAUCAAAUGUGUUUCUUGCAUUUAUAAAAUGGUAUUUUCUUUGAUUUGUAUAGUCUUAUAAAUUAUACAGAUUAUAUUUGUAAUAUUAUUAUCUAAUUAAAAAAAAUAUUUUUUUAUUAUGGCGCCAUCUAUCGACAACUAGAAUAAUCACCGAACUAGAAUAAUUACCAAAGUAAUCACCGACAUGCGUUUUUUUCUGUCACAUGCAAUUUAAUGCGUUAGAAAGAAAUCGAAAAACUGUGACGCACUGAAAGAUGAUCAUGAGAAAAAGAAUACUACUAAAUAUAUUGUGGUUCUUUGUUCUACUAUCAGUUACCUACACUUUUGCAGAAUAUCUCAAUUAAAACUAUUCUGUCUUAAAACAAAAAACAAUAUUUUGCUAUUGAGUGGCAUGUUUAAUACAUAUUAUAUGAUUAUUCAACAAUUACGUGAAAUUAUUUAUUACAUAACAGUAAUUCACCGUACAUUCAUAGUGUUCAUUACAAAUCAAAGAACAUCAUGUAUCUUGUUUAUAUAUUGUGUUUUACAUGCAAUACCUUUAAUUAUUUUGGGAAUUCUUCACGUGUGAAAGGGCAUACUCAUAGAAAAAAGACCAAAAAACCAUUCACAGUGUCUUUUGGAUAAUCAUAAGAUGUAUUUGCAUCUUAUUACAUACCAACAGGCCCCGAAGGUGGCGUUUUAAUAAUUGCUUUCCGCUCAUAAUGAGCUAUUUAUUUUAUAAAUGUUAUUUCCCAAUAAAAUUGUAGAUAUAUCAAGCUUAUUUUUUUUUAAAUAUAUUCUACUUAAAUUGAAAUAGGAUAUUUCCAAACAGUUCUAUUAGAUUGAUUUAAUUGAAUUAAAUGUCGUUAUGAGUACAUUCCAGAUUUUGAAAAUAAAUAUUGUAAGCACUCCGUAACAAUUUCCUAAAUAUAACUUCUUGAAACUUGAGGGAACAUCUCCGAUAUGAAGCAAUAGUAGAGUGUCUAUUUCUACGCUAGUCAGUUAGCAAAACUCCUUUCGUAUCCCAAAACACCGGCGCUGCAUCCCGCCGAUGGUACCAUUCUCACCUAACUUGAUCCCGAAGAGCCGGCUUCUAUCCACCCCUUAGUUUGUUGUUGUUUCAUGUGUGUAGAGGCUAAUCAAUGUUUCUUCAAUUGUAACUAUCGUCGCAAGAAGUAACUUUUGUUUUUUUUUUUUUAAACAAGCCAAGCACCUUUUGAAGUGAAACGAAUGUCAUUUAAAUCAAAACGAAACCGUAGAUUUUCUACCUUUUGAAGUGUUUCAAGGGAACAAGUGAGUGGCCCAUAGUGAGAACAUGCGGCACUUAGGUAUCUCCACAAGCUUUGACAUGUUCAAUUCCUGGUGUCAAGAUGUGAACAAGUUUCCUUCACGUGGAUCAGGUUUGACACUUUCAUGACCACAGUUAAAAUCAGCUCUCCACAGUGGAAUUUGAAGGUGAGAGUCGCCAUGUGUAUUUACAAACCUUGAAUCUCGUUCGGUCAUAAACCUCCUUUUAUGUAGAAUUCUGUCACUGCAAAUUACACGCUACACGCACCCCAACUAUUUCUAACAAUGUGCCUAACAACUUUACAUAGCUCUACUCACAUGUACCAACAUAAGGGGAAUAAGUUACGCGUGUAAUACUAUAUUCUCUGAGCAGAGACGAAACUUAUACGAUCAAUAUCUACAUUUGCAUUUAGGCCAAGGAUAUCAGUGAUGAGAUUAAACUGUCGAAGAUUCCUAGCUCCACAUCUCUUUCAUAUUGCUCGUAGUACUGUGAUAUAGCACAUCAUACCUAUAUGAUGUGUGAAAAAUCUGUCAGUCAUUCAUCUACAAUUAGCUUAUGUCUCAUAAUUUUAGUUUAGUUCCAAAAUUCAGUGUUUUUUGUAUAAAUCCGUUUCCUACAUGCCAUCCCAUUUAACUAAGGCCUCUGGGAUACAUACUAGGGCGGUCUAAUAAGUACUUCUACCUUCAAAAGAAAAACGAAAAUUUUGGAAAAGUGGUGAUUUAUUUCUGAACGUAGUCUUCUUUUAGCUCAAUACACUUGACCCAGUGAUGUUCCACCUUCUUUAUCUCAUCUGAAAAAUACGUUUUCUCGAGGUCUGCAACGGAGGCUUCCGUGGCGAUGAUGAACUCGUUAUUCGAUUUAAAUGUCUGCCCGGGCGAGCGACUUUCAAGUUUAGAAACAAACAGAAGUCACACAGUGUCAAAUCUGGAGAAAACAGUGGAUAGAACAGCAGUUCGUAGCCUAAUUCGAUCAAUCGAGGCUGUUUUUCUACAAUUCGGCGCCGAAUCGGCCCAAUAAUACGGCAUAGUAAAGCCCUUUGACCGUUUUGCCCUUUUCCAGGAAGUUAACAUAUAACACACCUUGUGAAUCCUAGAAAAUGGUGGCCUUUUUCACCAUUCACUUUUCCGGUCCAUUGGACAGUUUUCUCCCUCUUCGAAGAACAUUCGCGGGGUGACGUCCACUGUAUCGACUGUUCCUUGGUCUCUGGUGUAUACCAGUGGAACAUGUUUCGUGGGCGGUUAUGAAACAACGUAGAAACUCAUUUGUAUUACACUGAAACAGCCUCAUACACUACUCUUAAGUGGUCUCAGGGUUGCGCUUACUGUCCGGAGUGAGCAAACGAGGCACCCAUCACACCGACAAGCGUUCUUAUGCCCAAAAUUUCAUGCAGGAUAUGACUCACGCGAUAUUUUGAGAUGCCUACUGUCUCGUGCACCUUCGGUCGGCGUUCUGCCAAUAUGAUAUCACGGAUUUCUUUGACGUCAUCCUCCGUGGUAGCCGUUUUCGGGACAUCUUAGCGUGACUUAUCAAAAACCAACAGGCAACCAGGUUGAAACCCGAUUCGGCUGAAAUUUUGACUUAGGCCGUUUACAAGAAUGUAUUACACGAUAGUAGAUUUCUCUUGCGAUAGUGGCGCCAUCGGAUGGAGGGGGAUAAAUACUUAUCGGACUUAAACUUAUCAGAUGUAUUGCUAACUCUUGUACAAGAAAGAUUGUUAUAUGCUUCUCUAUUUACGUCCAUUAAUUGCCGCCAUUGAGAUAAUAACAUGAUUGAUCUCAAGAUGAAAAACUUCUACCUGUAGUAUAGUGGAGUACUUCCCCGGCUAAUUUGUGCUUGUGUCUUUGUGGCAGUUCAUGCUUACGUCAUAUACCAAUUUUUUUAGGUAUUUUUGUACAUAUUACUACAUUAUACUACUAUCUGAUAUUUGUCACGAUUUUAUUUUCCAUGAAAACUGUGUAUAUUUGGAUUACAUACAGUCGGAAAAAUGAAAAAUUACCCAUGAACGAUCAUAUCAAUCACAUAUUAAGAUUAUUAAUUAUCUAUCCCUCCCGUUUCUUAUUUAUAGAAAAAGACAGCAAAUACAACAUAUGUGAUUGAUAUGAUCGUUCAUGGCUAAUCUUUCAUUUUUCCGACUGUAGAUGUGAUCAAACGUAAAAGAUUGUAUAAACUGUAUUUACAAUUUACAUAAACAUAUAUGCAAAUAAAAUGUUUGUUAAAAGUUAUUGAUAAAAAAGUAUACUAAAAUUUGGCAGCUUUGAAAAAAGUUUGCAAUACAUAUAUCUAAAAUGCCUACGUUAUUUAUAGUAUAGAUGUUCAUGAGUGUGUUAUAUAUCAUUGUAUGUUGAAUAAUUAUUGUAUAAAUUCACCAUUUUUUUUAAAUAUUUUGUGAGGUUAAUGAGGCUUGAAGAUGAAUGGUUUUCGAAUGUUAGGUGCAUUUCGUGGUAAGCAUUCCCAGAAGAGAACAUACAGAAUUAUAUUUUUGUAUUUUUGCAUGUAGUUGACAAGUUAUUUGCAAUGUAAUAUUAGAUUUUAUUACAUUAUUUCAAUCAGA